AUGUUAAAUAUUUUUAUUAAAAACUUACUAUUAUUUAUUAUUUCAAUAUGGACUCUGGACCGUUUUAACGUUGUUGACUGUAAUUACGAUUCCGUCCGGGAUAAGAAAUUUAAAGUACAGGAUAAGCCUAGUGUAAAUACGAACAGAACGUUGACAGAAGGUGGGAGGAGAAACAACAAUUAUGCAAAUAGACAGAAUGCAAGAAGGUUCUUGAAUUCGCGUGCUGGAGAUAAUAGACGUUAUUCCUCAUCCUAUGAUAAUGAUAAUUAUGUGAUCUUUCAAGGCCAUAAUUAUCCUUCCUAUCAACAUACGGAUAAUUAUUCAAGAUACCAAGAUGCGAAUGGUUCAUCUCGUCGUAGGCAUAGACGCCAAAAUGUAGGAAGCCCCAAUCGACGAAAUUUUGAAAAACCUCGCCACCAUUUUGAGAAACCAACUCACCUCGAUUUUGAUGGACUACCUCACCAACAUUUUGAAAGAACAAAUCGUCUAGAUUUGGAUUAUGAUGAUACCAAAUCUUUCAGUGGUUCUCAUCAAAAUUAUGAGGAUAUUCGAUAUGCACCUAUCGACGACGAUGAUGAGAGUGAGGGCUCAACCUCUGAAGAAGAUAAUCUUUCAAAUUAUUCAUUUAAUGGUUCCCUGCCCCAUCGCCGUAGAGUUCCCUACCAACGUAAAGGACGUAGUGGACACCACCGAUCAUAUGGCAGGGAUGAUUAUUCAAUGUUCGAUGAUACGUUUGAUACUCGUUCUUUAAAAGGCACUAAAUAUGUAAUUUCCGAGCACGGUAAUCAUAAUGCAUUCGAAGAUGAUGAUGGGGAUGACGACGAUGAUUUGGCAUUUUUAGACCAGCACUACACACUUCCUUUAAAAAAAAAGAACAGUGUUUAUGGAGAUAGCGAGUAUAUUGUAAAUGAAGAAGACGAUAAUGAAUACGAAAGUCAUGACUUAACAGUAGUGCCUCAUAGUAAAAAGAGAAAUACUGUUGAUAAACGCAUGAGAGAGUAUAUAAAAAAAUAUGAUGGCAAAGUUGUGAAACAGUUACCUUUCCUUUCUACCGUUUUUUUCAUUGGUGGUGUCGUGUUUUCCUGCUUUCAUUAUGUAGCAAUACCCAUUUUAUGUAGUACUUUAUCUUUUAUAUUCACGUCCUACUAUAUUAAAAGGCUUAAAAAGAAAAGGAAAGAACAAAAACGAGUGAGACGUGAAUAUCUUAUGGAUUCAUAAAACAUGUUUUUUUUUUCGUUUUCUUAUUAAACUUUAUAUAUUUUAUUUUUUUCCCUCGUUUUUUUCUUUAUUUUUGCUUUAUUUUUGCCAUAUUUUUGCCUUAUUUUUGCUCUAUUUUUGCUCUACUUUUGCUCUAUUUUUUUAUUUGUUUUUAAGGUGUAAAAAGUAAAUAAUUCAUGUGCCUUUUUUGUGGUGUAUAUAUAUCAUUCUGCACAGAAGGGGGCCGUUCGUUAUCCUCUUUUUUAGUCGGUUUUAAAUUGAAUGUUCUAACGUUGAAUAUAUUCCUCUAAAAUUUGUUACA
This is a messenger RNA of Plasmodium vivax (malaria parasite P. vivax), 1519 nucleotides long. RefSeq lists its product as hypothetical. The transcript is spliced from 4 exons. Bases 1 to 1218 code for a protein of 405 amino acids. The record is from RefSeq and is a predicted model, not a curated record. Lineage: Eukaryota; Apicomplexa; Aconoidasida; Haemosporida; Plasmodiidae.